UGAUUAUUGCUAUUGAUUUUUCAUUCUCCAUUUCUGUUUUUCUAUCAUAUGUGAACACCCUUUUGGAAUUUGAAUCUGAAUGGUUCAUAAAGUUAAGAUCUUGAUUUGUUUUUGAGCUUGAUCCAGAAAUUUUUGACUGUGAAAUCAGACAGCUAAAAUGCAAGGAGCAUUGCGAUCAUUUUUGUCGAACGGGAACGUCAUAAAAAAUGCUGUUUUGCAACGAGUCCGCAUGGUGAAUCCCCUGUUGCAGCCAGCUGCCUUUUCACGGUUUGAGUCUGUUACACCUGCUCGUAUUGAGGAGCAUGGUUUUGAGAGCACCACAAUUUCAGACAUCUUGCAAGGAAAAGGUAAAGGCGCAGAUGGUUCCUGGCUUUGGUGCACUACGGACGACACUGUCUAUGAAGCUGUGAAAUCGAUGACACAAAACAACGUUGGAGCUUUGGUGGUCGUGAAACCAGGGGAGGAGAAAUCAAUUGCUGGAAUUAUAACAGAAAGAGAUUACCUGAGGAAGAUCAUCGUGCAGGGAAGGUCAUCCAAGUCUACCAAGGUUGGCGAUAUUAUGACUGAAGAGAACAAACUUAUCACAGUUACCCCUGAUACCAAAGUUCUUCGAGCAAUGCAGCUGAUGACAGAUAACAGGAUCAGACACAUCCCUGUCAUAAGCGACAAAGACAUGCUCGGUAUGGUGUCCAUUGGAGAUGUCGUUCGUGCUGUCGUGGGCGAGCAUCGUCAAGAGCUUGACCGCUUGAAUGCUUACAUACAAGGGGGUUACUAGUCUACUGUUAGACGUCGAUAAAUAUCCCCGGAACAACACUCAAGCUGACCCGAAUCAUGUAAUAAGCUCGAGUGUUUGUAAAUAUGUUUUGGUCAGAGAGCCAUCUUUGUCUGUUUCGUUGUAAUUUCGGGUUUCGGUUCCAUGGAACAUUAAUCCAUGGAGUAGCAUAUGUUAAUAAUAACUACUGGAUGCAUCUUGUUUCUGUUGCUUAACUAGUAAAGAUGCAAUGAUCUUUUAACUUUUCA
Messenger RNA from Vicia villosa (hairy vetch), 1020 nucleotides. Its product is annotated as CBS domain-containing protein CBSX3, mitochondrial. The record is from RefSeq and is a predicted model, not a curated record. The transcript has 6 exons. Lineage: Eukaryota; Viridiplantae; Streptophyta; Magnoliopsida; Fabales; Fabaceae. Bases 158 to 775 code for a protein of 205 amino acids.